Exophiala spinifera is the source of this 1056-nucleotide messenger RNA. RefSeq lists its product as uncharacterized. Gene Ontology annotation, cellular component: nucleus; cytoplasm. Lineage: Eukaryota; Fungi; Ascomycota; Eurotiomycetes; Chaetothyriales; Herpotrichiellaceae. The coding region runs from base 1 to 1056 and encodes 351 amino acids. The transcript has 5 exons. Gene Ontology annotation, molecular function: RNA binding. The record is from RefSeq and is a predicted model, not a curated record.
AUGGCGGACGUCAAGAGCAAGAACCUCUACGAGCUAUUGGGCAAUACCUCGGACCAGGAUUCUGACCGCGAACCUGAACCACCGACCAAAGCCGUCGACAAACCGGCAGCGCGAGUUGGCAAACGUGAUGCUCCAAAAGCAGCACCAACUGAAGCACCGUCUGCUCGUGGUCGUGGUGGCCGAAGAGGCGGGUUUACCGGCAAUGAAGCAGCAUUCCGCGACAGAGCCACUGGCCGUACAUACAACCGUGAUCAGCCAACUGAAGGAGAAGGUGCAGAUGGUUUCGGCAACAAGCCAGGUCGCACCCAGGGUUCUGCCGGCACACGACGAACUGGUCGCGGAGGCCCAACCCAACGUCGGGGUGGUGAUCGACAUGUGAACCGCACUGGCAUUGCUGAACACCCCAAGCAAGCUGGUCAUGGAUGGGGCGAAGCCACUGGCGAGGGCGAAUGGGCGGAUGAGAAAGCCGGUGAAGCAAUUGCCAAGCAAGAAGAAAAGGAAGGUGGAUGGGAUGCAGGUGCUCAGGCCGAAGGCUGGAAUGAGAACGCCGAGCCAGUCGCCAUUCCCGAAGGCGGCGAGGCCAUUCCAGACGCUGACGCCGAACCGGAAUCCAACCACAAGUCCUAUGCCGAGUAUCUGGCCGAAAAGGCAGCUCAGAAGCUUCAAGGCCUUGGUCUCAAGGAGGCUCGCGCACCCAACGAGGGCACAAAAGAGGACAAGAAGUGGAAGUCGGCCAAGGAACUAACCAAGGAAGAGAACGCCGACUACUUCAAGGGUGAAGAAAAGGCCAGGCGAGAGCGUGAGCGUGCCACCAAGAAAGAAUUCCUCGAUAUCGACUACUCUUUCAAGGAGCAGCCUCGCGAGUCUCGUGGACGUGGUGGUCGCGGUGGCGGUCGUGGCCGUGGAGGCAGCGAUCGUGGCGACUUCCGUGGCCGGGGCCGUGGCCGCGGUGACCGUGGAGAGUAUCGUGGACGUGGCCGUGGAGGUCGCGGCGGUGAUGCUCCAGGAGUCGCCGUCAACGACGAAUCAGCCUUCCCCAGCCUUGGUGGAAAGUAG